Messenger RNA from Brassicogethes aeneus, 1244 nucleotides. The record is from the annotation of a GenBank genome assembly. Lineage: Eukaryota; Metazoa; Arthropoda; Insecta; Coleoptera; Nitidulidae.
UUCCAAAAUGAGUUCCAAAGUAACAACAAUGGAGUUUUCCAUCACCAUGGAGGAAGUAAAACAGUCGGUAAAAACGUUUACCGCCUCCAAGCGAUACAUACAGGGAAUUUGCAGAAUUACCCUUUUAAACGUUUUGUACCAUCGUUUACCGUUGGACGAAAAAGAUUUCGUCAAUAUGGACUACGAAGGUAUACAGUUUAAAAUGUUUAAAAGGAAUAGUAAGAAUCCCCACAUAAGGCAGUACCAUUCUUGGGUAAAAGGCAUAUUGGAUGCUCUUGAUAAAAAUUACCUUAAGGGUAUUUUUUUGUAUCUACGAAAUGCCGAUAAUGGGGAUAUUUUGGAGAUGUACAAUCUAAAGUUACAGUACAAUAAAGAAAAAUUUACAGAAAAAUAUAGAAAAACUCCAGAAGCACAAGUCGAAUCGACAAAAGCUCUGUUGAAUUUUUUUCAAAAAAUGCAAAAAUGCCCCAAGCUUGGCGAAAAUAUCCAACCACACAUUGAAUUGACAUAUUACGACGACACUCCAAAUGAAUAUGAGCCAAUAAAUUUUGAAAAAGCCAAAACAGAAAUGCGUUUUGCAGCUUUGCAUGAUGAUGAGGGCUGUUCGUUUGUAAAUAUUAAUACCGGGUUUCAUAAACUGAAGGCCCAGGUUAAAGGAACACUUAAUGAUGAGCUGAAAAAAAUUGCAGAGAAAGAGGUAAUAAUAAAUAAAUCGGUGAACACAGCUUCAACAAUUGGAGGUGCUAGUUCUGCUGAAGAAAACUGCUUAAUUGACUUGUCCGAUGAUGCUUCGAUAAUUAUAGUAGAGGAAAACCCCACAUGUAUUUGCAUUUUAAAUCUCGAAAAUAUUGAAUACGGUCUGAUUCCGGAAAUAAUUUGUUCCAAAUGCCACGUGCACAUGCACACCCCAUGCCUGGGUUUUAUGAAAAUUAACUACCAAAAGGACUAUGUGCACAUGUGCAUCCGCUGCAAUCCAAACAGAAAAAUGAGGGACACUCUGACUCCAAUUAGAUUCCGGUUAAUCGUGUUUUUAAUGUACGUAAAGAAAAAAUACCCGGAAGAAAUAUUUUCUCUACUAACAGAGAAAGAAACCAUACAAUUAAGAUCCAAAUUAAUCCAAUAUAAAAUGUUGGAACCAGUUGGUAACAAAUAUAAAGUUGAUGAAACAAUGGUUAGAAUUUGGUUGGAAAAGCUUUUUCCUGAUUUUAAUGAAUCAGAAAUUUUGCGUUAAAAAUAAUAAUCGA